AUGGAAGCGCAAUGGGCCGAUAUUUGGGCUUCGGAUCCUGAUGAAGCAACUGACCCUACUCCGCCGCGUAAUGUACCUCCUGUUACACCUGUUUUAGCAGCCAAUUCGACCGAUUCCCAAGCCCUCGACCUUACUCAAUCAGGUACUCCACCACCAAUCGAUCCCCCCAACGCAACUGCCGAUCUAUCUGACACAUUACGCACAUUCCCUCCUCGCCCAAAUCUUGAACAUUAUACCUCCGCAGAGCUUAUAAUUAAAGUUAUAAAUACCUUUAAGAGAUAG
Molecule: messenger RNA, 282 nt
Organism: Penicillium verhagenii
Lineage: Eukaryota; Fungi; Ascomycota; Eurotiomycetes; Eurotiales; Aspergillaceae
Exons: 1
Coding region: 1-282 (93 amino acids)
Source: RefSeq, a predicted model, not a curated record